AUGACACUCGUCAACAAUCUAAUCGAGCUCCUCUACAUAUCCGCCAGCAUGGGCGUCAACUCCUGGAGUGACCUCCUCGCUAUUGAAUUGAUUCAUCUGAGCGUUCUCAGCAAGAACGAUCUUCUUAGUGAGCUAGUCGAGUUGUUCCUCCUGCUCACCAUGCAGAAGCUGUUAGGUUUCUUAGAGUCACUAGGGGCUACCGCUAGUUGUUUUGAAGGCAACGCUUGUCCUAACCCUGAACAAAGUGAACCUGAGUCCGAUCCUGCUGAGCCUGCGGAUACUAACACUAAGGCUGACAUUGAUCGUGAUCCCAAGGCAGAAGCUACGCAAGCUGAUUUAGAAGCUGUCGUGAACGGCACGUCUACCUCUGACGCUGGCUCCAGAUUUGAAUCUGCAUCUGUGUUUGUGUUACUACCUGAACCUAAGCAUACUCCGGCAUCCAACCUUGAGCAUCAUCCUGUCUCAGGUUCUGACUUUGAGUCAGUCUCUUCGUCUACUUCUGAGCUUGUAGCCGAGAGCAAGCCUCAAGGCCUGGACGAGAGAGAAAGUCAGACCAAUCUCGAGCCUGAAUCCCAGAUUGAAGAUCCAUUGGUGGUCAAAGAAAAACAAGACGCACAAUGCCAGAUCGAAUCUGAAAAUGCUCUUAUGCUUGCGAAGGGUCUAAGGGUUGAGAGUCAAGAUCAACACGAAGAGUAUAUCUCGAGCGAGCAUCAGAUCAACAGCCAGCAAGGUCUCCUCGUUGAAUCCCAAAACCAAGACAGACAGAACCUGGUUAACUCUGAACCCGGGAGCAAUACCGACAUCAAGAGUGACGACCGUUACGGACAUCAAAUCCACAGCGGAGACCAGAAAGAAAGUCCACUGUUGGUAAACUACGAGGAUCAAGUCCACAAAGAACACAUCUCAGCUGGCUCUGAAUUGGCUCCUGUAUCCGGGUCUGAGUCUGAGCCUGAGGCGGGUUUUGACUCUGAUUCUGUAUCUUCACCCGCUCCUACACCUGAGCUUGUCGAGGAAGAUAAAACUAGUGUUACCAAACACCAAGGGCCCCAUUUAGGAGCAGCGACCGGACCGUUAAUCCUACAAGCGAAGCCUGGUGCACUUAUUCUCAGACAGAAUUCAGACCUACUGGGUCUACGAAUCACUGCCCCUCGUGCUCGUUCUCCUUCUCCCCUUCGCUCAUUCUCUCGCUCUGCGAUUGAAUGCUUGGGAAUACCAAUGCCGUCAGAAAUGCCUCGCCCUUCAACCUCAAACGUGCCAGAUUCAUUGGCUGAUAUACCGCCUGAGUACCUGCAGUUACCGUUUGUCGACGAACAUGUGAACAGCUCAGCCCCAAAAGGCAACAAGAACUGGCACUCGGUCGACCUCCCACACGAGCAGCUCACCGCCGCCAACCUCACUCGUGCUCAGGAUCUCUCGAAUUGUGAUCUGCGAGAGCCCGUUGUCUCGGACUGCUUUGAAAAGCGCUGGAUUAACGAUAAAAGCGGCUUUGGUUUGGUGGCCACAAAGCACAUUCCUGCUGGUACAGUUAUUAUUGCGGACGAGCUCAUGAUUUUGUGGUCAGGUGAGCACAAGAAGUGCAAGUCUUAUGGAGACACGAAUGCGAUGCUACAGGCGAAGGCGGCGAGAAUGGGGCCGGAGUGGAACAAUGAGUUCCUUUCACUCGCGAAAGGUCAGAAGAAGAAGGGCUUUGCGAUCAGAAAGCGCAGACUUGGUCUUGAAGGCGCAAUAUGGGACCAGCAUGCUUUGCCUACGGCGUGGGAGGGAAACGUCGGUGAGGUGCUUGGUUUGAACCUGGCUUGGUUGAAUCACUGCUGUAUUCCGAACUGUGUUCUGCGGUUCCGGAACGAGUAUCCCACGAACAAAAAGGGCGAGAUUUGCUACGACAAGAAGCCGAGAUUGGGAAAAGCGGUCGUCCGCGCUUGUGCAGACAUCAAGCCUAACGUGGAGAUCAGUAUCGCAUACAUGCAGACAGAAGGAACGGCCAGAGAAAGGCGAGCAGCUAUGAAUCGCCGCUUCGGCUUUCUAUGUGCGUGUCGGUUCUGCGCGACGCCGCAUCCUUCAGCCGACAAAGCCAUGUGUCACUACCGCCGCCUCAAGCGCCGAAUCGAGGACCCGAACAUCGUAUCUAAUAAACCGGCUAUCGCGUACCUGCAUGCGUCUAUGCUGCUCGACCAUCUCGCGGCAAUGCGCGUACAAGACUUCCGAGUUGCCGAUAUCUGGGUCAAAUGUGCUAUGAUUGCGGGUCACCACACUGAUUUGGCAAGAGCAUGGUGUUUUCUCAGGGAAGCGAGGGAGCUGUACCUCGUGCUCGAAGGACUUAACGGCGCUAUUUAUCAUCAGGUCGAAGGUUGGUAUCGUGACCCGACCAGUAUGCCAGGAUUUGGGGGUACAAGGCGAGGUUUGAGCUCUCGCAUGAAGGCGUUCACAGACUUCAACCAGGGCAUCAUGCCAAAGAAAAUGCUAUUCAUGCUGGAUGCGAAGCCUAACGAGUACAUCGCAGUCCCCCGUUAUCGUCCUCUUCCCCGCACUGAUAACGACAAGGGACCGUCCUAUGAAAUUAUCGAUGGGCCUGACUUUGCCCCGGCAGAGCUCAAGUUCGACUCCAAGAACCCUUCUGAUAUGUGCCGUACCCACGACAACUGUCAGACGCUUGUGGACCAUUUAGACCGCGUUCGUGAGAAGCGCAGGAACCGCGGACCUGCGCGAGAAAUGACAGAUGACCAUGAUUCGGAGCCUUAUUGUGACGGUUUCAAGCAAGACUUCCUGGCAGCGUUUAUGGCCGUGGCGAGGGAGCGCUUCGGGAAAGCCGCGGUAGAUGCUGAACUAGAAAAAGACCAUGAUAAUCCUGAAGAAUCGUUUAAUCAAGACGUUCAGGUGUUUACAUCUUGCGGAGAGACAUGUCCCAAGCCCGGUUGCACGCACCAGCAGUAUGAAGUCGAGCUUCAGAAUCCUUCAUGCGCCUGCGACAAGGAGCCCGGUGAAGAAGGCCAGCCCGAUAACAAGGAGAACGAGGAGUCUCAUAUUCAAGAACCGACCGUUGGAGCGCGGAACCCCGUAGUUAAGCACGUUGGAGCUGAAAAGAAACCGCAAUUUGUCAAUUUGGAUGAUUUUGCCUACUGCGAUGCAGGUGUUGAGUAUAACUGA
Messenger RNA from Aspergillus nidulans FGSC A4, 3144 nucleotides. Its product is annotated as SET domain-containing protein. The record is from RefSeq and is a predicted model, not a curated record. Lineage: Eukaryota; Fungi; Ascomycota; Eurotiomycetes; Eurotiales; Aspergillaceae. The transcript has 2 exons. Gene Ontology annotation, biological process: chromatin remodeling. The coding region runs from base 1 to 3144 and encodes 1047 amino acids.